Messenger RNA from Funneliformis mosseae, 1464 nucleotides. The record is from the annotation of a GenBank genome assembly. Lineage: Eukaryota; Fungi; Glomeromycota; Glomeromycetes; Glomerales; Glomeraceae.
AUGACGCAAAGUCAACCCGAAGAAAAUGAUAAUAAUUCUGACUCUAUGUUAGAUAUUCAACCUACCGGUCAAUCGAACGAUAAUGAUUCAAAAGUUCCUAAGAAUUUUGAUAUUUCCAAUGAUGACAAUUUCAAGAAUAACAUAAAUGGUCAUUCUUUUGCCCAUACAAAACCUGAAUAUGAUAAUAAAUUAGCUGUUAAUUUAGACAAUUCAUAUUCUCUUGAAGAAAACUUUAAUAAAAUCGUAGCAGAGAACGAAGAGUUAAAGAAACAACUUAAUGAACAAAGACUUAAAUUUCAUGAACUUAAAAAUCAACUUGAACAAAAUGAACAUAGUAAUGUUUACAAUUCAGAACAAAAAGUAGCAUUCGAAAAGGAUAUAAAAAAUUUAAAUGAUCAACUUCAAGAAAAAAGUGAAGCAUUCGAAAAACAACGUGAUAAAAUUAAAAAACUUGAGAAAAAAAAUGAACAAAAUAACCUUGAAAUCACGAAACAAAAAAAAACAUUCGAGGAACAACUUAAAAGUUUAAAUAAAAAACUUCAAGCAACAAAUGAAACUUUAGAAGAAAAAAAUAAUGAAAUUAAAGAUCUAGAACAAAAAAAUAUCGAAUUAAAAGAUGAAGCUUCAAAAUAUCAAUCUGCUCUUGGGACUGCAACUAAUUUAAGAUUAUCAGAUAAUGACGAAAAUAAUUCAGUUACACUUAAAAAUGAUAUUUUAAGUUUACAAGAUUCUUUAGAAGAUUACAUUACAAAAUGUAAGGAACAAAAACCCUUAAUUAGAGCAGUAUUACAACGUUAUGUCAUUGAAAGAAUUAUUGUAUAUGCGCAAGAAUAUUUUGGAAAUCUAAAAAAUCACGGAAAUCGGCCGCAUGGCAUUGAGGCUAAUUUACUCGCAAGAGCUAAUGAUUUGAUAAAAUUAACAGAAUAUUUCGCAAAAGGACGCACCGGAACUGAUGAUACAACAAAAGUACUGCCUAUUAAAUUACGUCAACAAAUUUUUGGAGCUCUUGGAAACAGAGGUUUUAAUGAUAUGAUGAUCAAUAAUGGUAAAGAAAUAUUACCACACCUAUUUAUUAACAAUUAUCAUCCUAUAUUGAAUAAAGACAUUGGAAGACAUCGUAUAAUUAAAGAUCCUAAAAAGAAACAAGAAAUCGAAGAUAUGGCUGCAGGUAUUAUUCAAAAAGUAAUCAAUUUAUUUUUUUUUAGAACUAAAACUCAGGAACCAGUUGUUGAAAUUGUUUGGGUUAAUCCUGACGAUAAAAUAGAUCCUGAUUAUAUUGAAGGAAAGUGGGAAGAUGAUGAAAUCGAUGAUUUUGUUGUAGAUAUUUGUUACUUUCCAAUUAUAUCACAAGAAUUCAAUAAUGAGUCAAAACGACACAUUUAUACACCCGCUAGAAUCUUCCCAAAACCUAAAAAGUCAUCAUCAAUUAUAACGACUUUUAUUAAUAUUGCUACAGGAAAUUGA